AUCAAACACUUAUCUAAGGCAAAUUCAAAAAUCAUCAUCUGCGAAACAAUAGUUGAGAAUAAACAAAAAGAAAAACCCACACCAAACCAAACCAAGAGGGUGAGAAUCUCUCUCUGGUUGUUUGGGUUUGAAGUCUCCCUUCCUUCCUUCCUCUCUCUCUCUCCUUUUCUUUCCUCUAUGAACUUCCUCACCAGAAAAACAAAACCACCACAAGGUUUCUUUUCUUCCUGGGCUUGAACUCCACAAAGCCAAGGAAGGAAAACAAACCAAACCAAACAUAUUCCUUAUUUCCCACUUGUUCAACCUGUGGUUUAUUUAUCCUUGGAAUAUGGUUCAAAGAAAAGUGCCUAGCAAGCUUGGUAUCCAAGCUGAACAUGUUAAAUCAGACAAGAGGUUGUCAAACCUGAAGCUACUAUCUUCAUCUCAUCACCAAGAUGGAAAAAAUAGAGGGGCUGAUAUGAAGAAGAAAAUGAAAAAAUCAAGGUCAAUAAAGCUUUCCGAUCUUGAGGCUCUUCAAUCAUCAUCAUCAUCAUCACCUUCAAGGAGAAGCUUGUCUCUUCACACUCCAACAACUACAACAUCAGCAUCACCACAGAAGCAACAACCUUUGUUCAGAACUGUUGAUGGUUCACCAAAUUACAUGAAGCCAACAAGCAGUUCACAUGCAAAAAAGGAGCUUUUCCUGGUAAGCCAAAGGAACACUCAACCUGGUUCUGAUUUUAAGAAUCUUCCUAGAAAAAUUUCCAGUGAUUCCAAAGCUGCAUGUGUUAAGAAACCUGCAAAAGCCUUGACAAGAACAUCUAAUAGUUUGAGUUUGGUGAGAACAUUGACCAAAACCACUAGUUUCAAGGCUUCUAGAGCUUGUUCUAGAAAAUCCACCAGGGCUGUUAUGUGUUCUGCACCACAGAGAGCUACAUGUUCUUCAACUUUGAAGGACUCAAAGUUCCCUGCAUACCUCAUGCUUAGCUCUGGGGGAACUCAGUCAGAGGGAACUUCAGCCAUGAAGGUUUGCCCUUACACAUAUUGUUCUCUUAAUGGUCAUCACCAUGCUGAUUUGCCACCGUUGAAGAGCUUCGUGUCCGCGAGAAGACACCUUUUGAAGACGCAGAAGCGUGUGAAGCUUGAAGCUCUCAGCCCUCGGAGACUGAAGGUUCCUCUUGAGACACAGAAGGAGGACUCUGAUGUUGAGCCGAAUGUCUUUGAUGCAAAACCUGCUUGUGAUGAAAUUGGCAUUGAUAUUUUCAUUGAAAUCUAUGCCAAUGAAAAGGAUGCAAAACCAACAGCAGCAGAAGGAAUGGGGAGAAUAAAUUUUCUCAAAGAGAUUGAGGAUCAUGAAGAUAAUAGCAAGUCAACAAUUGAGGAUAAUUGCAUAGCAGCAAGUGAGGAGGGUGUCAUGCAAAUCACUACUCCAAGAAGUAUUGGUAAUUGUAUUCCUUCUCCCUCUAUAUCUGAGAUUGAUCUUGAGGAGGAUUUGAAAAAAUCCUUAGAUGAUGCUGAAAUUGGAAUAGAUGCCACCAAAGAAAGAUUUCUCCAAGAACAAAAAGAAGGAGAUUCAGAUGAAGAUCACCAAUCUAUUGUCUGGUCUCAUGAAGAAAUGAGCAUUGGAAGUUACUGCAGUGAUGGGGAACAAGACAUAGCGGAUGUUGACAUGUAUAAUUCUGAUUCCAAAACCUAUGACAUGGAGUGGGAGGAGGAGCGGUUGCACGAAUUCGAACAAGAUGAGGAUGCUGAUUCUUCUGUGUACACAGAGGAGGACAACUCAAAAGUUGAGUCCUCAUCAGGGAGUUCUCAUGAUGUAUCAGUGACAUGGUUAGAUGAUAUCCUUGGUGGCUAUUAUGAGGACUUUCUUGUUGAUGAAACACACAAAGAAGCAAAUUCAGAAGAAAGAACCUACUUUGAAGAACAACCUAGUGGCACUAGUUCUUCUGUCCUUGAAGACACAAAUGGAAGCACUGAAACUCAAGAAAACCUGACAAAUACACAAGAUAAUGGUGGAGAAGAUGAAAAACAUAAGGAUGAUGAUGAGGCCAGUUGCAACACAAAGCCACUUGAUGAAGAGACAAUUGACAACACUCAAUGUCAGAAGAUGAGUGGAACUUGCAAAAUUGAAGAGACAAAUGAAAAUGGAUACUCAAUCAGUCUAGAGAACAAUGAUGAGAGCAACAAAGGGGAGAGCCAAAUUGAGUUGGAGGAUGUGUCUGAAAAAGAAAGUAACAUAGCUUCUCAAGAUCAAGAUUUGUUGGACAAAGACCAAGGCAAAGCUAAAAGGUUCCAGCAAAACACAAGUUGCAUAGAUGGUAAAGAGGAAAACACAUGCAAAAAUUGGAAAGAUGGUAUUAGGAGAAAGAAGGGUGUUGAAGAUGAUGAUGAUGAAAUGAGAAAGUUCAACCCAAAAGAGCCAAAUUUUCUGCCAUUGGUUCCUGAGCCAGGACAAAAGAAGGUUGACCUGAGGCAUCAAAUGAUGGAUGAGAGAAAGAACUCAGAGGAUUGGAUGCUUGAUUGUGCACUAAGACAAGUUGUGACAAAGCUUGCACCAGCUAGGAAGAAGAAAGUGGCACUUCUAGUUGAAGCCUUUGAAAUGGUAUUGCCAGCAGCAGCACCAAAAUGUGAAACCAGUGUGAGAAACAACAAUUCUUCAGCAUUUGGUCAUUCAGGAAGAAUUCAAGCUUGUAGCUGAUGGAUGCUGCUGAGUAAUUAGAUAGAAGGUGCAACCAGCAAUUACGUGGAAGUGUUAUCUUGCACGGGAAGCAUAACCAAACAUCCAAAGAGUAAUGUGCAUGCAUGCCCAUCACAGAAAGUAAUUUGGUUGGGCAUCUCCACCUAUCUGAAACAUGGAUAAACUAAUGAGCUUCAAGAUUUAAGGGACUUGUAAUCGUUAUACGAAGAGUGUGAAACUCCAGAAAGGGAAUUUGUGGUCGGUAUUUAGCUGUAUGGGUUUAAAUUUGCUUUAGAAAAAUGUUUAGAGAACUUUAAUUGUGUGUUUACUUUGGUAUGUUUGUAUUUGACUCACUAAUAUAUUUGUGUUAUGAAGGUUAUCCAUGCCUCCGGAUUCUGUUAACUUGCUAGUUUGUACAUUGCAGAAGGAAGGAUAUAUAAUAAUUAUGGAUUAUGUAAUUUUCUUUUUUCUUUCA
Messenger RNA from Glycine soja, 3131 nucleotides. Its product is annotated as calmodulin binding protein PICBP-like. Lineage: Eukaryota; Viridiplantae; Streptophyta; Magnoliopsida; Fabales; Fabaceae. The record is from RefSeq and is a predicted model, not a curated record. Gene Ontology annotation, molecular function: calmodulin binding. The transcript has 2 exons. The coding region runs from base 329 to 2677 and encodes 782 amino acids.